Stegostoma tigrinum is the source of this 4097-nucleotide messenger RNA. RefSeq names its product transmembrane protein 182-like. Gene Ontology annotation, cellular component: membrane. The transcript is spliced from 6 exons. The record is from RefSeq and is a predicted model, not a curated record. Bases 91 to 951 code for a protein of 286 amino acids. Lineage: Eukaryota; Metazoa; Chordata; Chondrichthyes; Orectolobiformes; Stegostomatidae.
CCCCCCCCAACACAGACACUCAUACCAGCAGCAGAUUUACAAGCAGGAGAGUCUCCCUCGGCCACACACAGCAGCAGUAUCACUUCCACCAUGAACAAUCUCCGAGUGAGCCUGAACUGUGGGAGACUGUUCGCUGCCAUCGGGCUGGUCCUCUUCUUCCUAACUUCUUGCACCAAUUACUGGCUGCACGCUGUCACCUACCCGAGCCUGAACAACACCGAGCUGGAGCAGGCCUCCAAUUCAACUGGAGCUAGUCAGAAGUACAUCAGUGAAAAAAGGAAUUCAACUGGAUCAAAUCAAGAAGAUUUCACUGGGAUAGAGAAUUCAACCGAAACAAAUCAGCCACUUGCCCUUAAACAAUCUUCAUACCGCAGAAAUCGAUUCAAUAAAUACAGAAUCUUAUUUAUUAAGCAGAUGACUCUGACUUAUCAUCAUGAAGGGUUCUUCUGGAGAUGCUGGUUCACUGACGAAUGGACAGAAGAAACAAUUUUAAAAUUUGUCUUCAUUAACCAACCACCUUCAAAAUGCUGUGUACAUGCCUAUUAUUCGCCAUUUCCAAGCACCAAAGGAGAAACCUCCAUCGAAUUUGAGUCUGCAAUCGUUUAUCGUAAGUGGUGGAGUGCACUCAUGUUUUUGGCAGUGAUAGGCAUUUCAAUUGGAUCUGUAACCAUCAUUGUUAACAUAUUUUGUGACAAUCAUGAGAGGUAUAAAACUGUGGGAAUCAUAUUUUUGCUGUCUGGUUUUCUUUACAUUGUGUCGAUUGUCAUGUAUGUCUACUGGAUAUCAGCUAUACCUCAAAUGAUGAAGCAAGGCAGUAUAUCUCUAAAUAUUGCCAAGACGGUAGUGAGUUAUGGUUGGUCCUUCAUGGCAGCUCCUGUUGGAAUAUUGUUCUCUUUGAUUUCAGGCUUGUUGUUCUUUAAUAUUCCAUACAAGGAAAAGAACAUCAUUUAAAUGUCAAUUCAAAUUCUAACUUGUAAAUUGGCAUUUAAAUUUAAAUGCACAGUCAAUAACAAAGUCUGAAUGUAUCAGUGUAUUUUAUCUUGCCAAGAUAUCAAAAAUAGAAUAAUCCGCUUGAAUAGCUUUAGAAUGUUAUCAACAGCUUCAGUUUUGAAUGCUUUUUAUGACAAAAUGAGGUGAAAUGGUUAAAAAUAAAAAUAAACUCAGUGCAAAUCUCUGUAAUAGACAUGGAAGUGACUUUGGCUGUAGGAAGUAGUUUUUGGCAAAACCUUUGCUGAAGUGUGAGGCAUCCAGAGAGGAAUAUGAAGGCAACUUGAUGCAGUAACAUCGUAAUUGUCAGUAACAGCCAUUAACCCUUCUACCAUACCGCCACUCAAGUCUUUCAUUCUGUUCUAACUGCUUGCAUCGUAAACUAUUUGCAGUCAAUUCUGGUCUCAGAUUCAUGGUGGCGAGUUGGCUGUUCUGAUCACAGAAGUGAGAAGACCCUUAGUGUACUACUGAUGGUGAUAGAAGGGCAAGUAGAGCCAGUAUCAUGACUAGACCACGUGAUCGAGAAAGAAUUUCAGAUCAAUUUAUGAACAUUAUUAAAAAAGUAAAAGCCCUUCUGAUUGUGAAGUUUUGUUAGCUGCUGACAAACUAGAAUGUCUACUGAUGAGAAAAACCAAAGCAACCUGAUCGGAUAGCUGAAAAAAAAAGUGCUGCCUACUCUGUCAUAUCAGAUGGGGGCAGCCAGCCUUAUCACUCAGAUGGGAACAUACAAAGAACAAAGAACAAUACAGCACAGGAAUAGGCCCUUUGGCCCUCCAAGCCUGUGACAACACUUCUUGGCCUUCCCUAUUAAAACUGUCUUCACUUGCAGGAUCUGUAUUCCCCUAUUCAUGUAUUUGUCCAGGUGCUUCUUGAAUGCUGCUAUUGCAUCUACUUCCCCCACCUCCUUUGGCAGCGUAAUCCAGGCACUCUGAAAUCUCAAACUUUCCUGCUUCGCUGAUGCUGCUUGGCCUGCUGUGUUCAUCCAGCUUCACACCAGAUUCUCCAGCAUCAGCAGAUCCUACUAUCUCAAUCACCACACUUGGUGUGAAAAACAUUCCUUGCACAUAUCUUUUAAAUUCUCCUCCCCCAACCCCUUGCACAUUGAACCUGUGUCCCCUAGAAAGUGACCCCUCUACCUUGGGAAAAAGCCUCAUAAUUUCCACUCUUGCCAUGCCAUUUAUAUUCUUAUAAACUUCUAUCAGGUCACCCCUCAACUUCCUGCAUUCCAGUGAAAACAAACCCAGUCUAGCAAACCUUUCUCACUUCUAAAAUCCCCCAUACCUGGCAACAUCCUGGUGAACCUUUUCUGUAUCCUCUCUAAAGCAUCCGCAUUGUUUUGGUAGUGUAGUGACUAGAAUUGUAUAUAGUAUUCAAAGUAUGGCCUGACUAAAGUUUUAUAAAGCUGCAGCAUAACUUGUCUAUCCUUAUACCCAAUGUAAUUCCAAUGAAGGCAAGCAUGUCAUAGACCUUUUUUUAUUGCCUCAUCUAGCUGCGCAGUCACCUUUAGUAAUCUGUGGACCUGCACACCCAGAUCUUUCUGCAUAUCAAUACUCCUAAGGAUUCUACUUUUCACUGUAUAAUUUCCACCGCACUUGACCUUCCAAAACGCAUCAACUCACACUUGUCCAGAUUAAACUCCAUCUGCCAUUUUUCUGCUCAUGCUUCCAACUGAUCUGUAUUAUGCUGCAUCGUCUGACGAUCCCCCUCACUAUUCAUACCUCGACCAAUAUUUGUGUCAUCCGCAACUUACUAAUUAGCCCAGUUACCUUAUCCUUCAAAUCAUUUAUGUAGAUCAUGUACAGCACUGAUCCCUGUGGAAUACCACCAGUCACAACCCUCCAUUCUGAAAAGCAUCCUUCCACAGCUACCCUCUGUCUUCUCUGACUAAGCCAGGUCUGUAUCCAUCUUACCAACUCACGUGAUAACAUGACUUCACCUUUUGAACCAGCCUACCAGGAGGGACGUUGUCAAAGGCUUUACUGAAAUCCUUGUGGAAAAAUUGCUUCCAAAUGGAACAUAUGGGCGAAAGUAAAACUCAUGGCUGGAAUUUUGAAGAGUUUUGUAGGUCUAGAUGCAUUAAUCAGAGCAGUUUAGGAGAAGUCUUGAGUGAACAAUCAUGUCAAGAAAGAGAUACACAUAUCCUAAUAAAUGAGGCGAGAUCAUCAACGGAAGGGGACAUUGCAUCUAAGGAAGAAAGAGCAGUUAAGAAACCCGAUUGGACAGUUAGUUUUACUUUGUAAUUAGAUAACUCAAUGCCAGAUAUGCUGUACAGGACUUUAUCACUGUGAUAGAAGGAGCCGCAAGUGAGGAGGUCUUGAGCACAUACAAAACAUCAAAGAAAUUAAAUUUAGAGAAUCGCAUGUAAAGCUUUCUAACCUUGAAUGACAAGAUGGAUAUUAAGUUUGCUAUUUUUGUGUUACUUUCCAUGCCAAUCUUUGAUAUUUGUGCACAACUGUCUUUAUAAUAUUCCUGGUGGGUAAUAUAGAAAGCGGUUUCCUUGGCUUGGAAGCCAAGAAAACAAAAUGGGUAGUUAUAUGACCAUUAUUUACAGCUAUAAAUUCGGUAUUCAUUUUGAUGCAAAUCUCAUACAUAUAAGGAAUUAUCAAUGAGGUUUAUCUGUUGAAUAACUGAUCUAUAUGGGAUAAUGUAUACAUGCAACAAAAUAUAUCACUGAAGAAUUGCUAAGGAUUGACUUUGCUGAUAUAAAAGAACUGUAAGAAAAAUGAUAUUGAAAGUAAAGUGAUUUGAUGAAAGACACACAUUAUCAAGCUGUUUCACUGAAAGCAAAAGGCUUGCUUGAAGAACUUCUCCGAAAAACUAUGUGUUAUACUGCUAAGGCUUAUAUGAAAAGUGAUAACCACUUUUUGUCUUUAAUUUUUCUUUGAUUAGAAGUUCUCGUUUAUAACAAAGUGAAAUUGCUUACCUUUUUCCUGCAGGUGCAAUGUGUCAAUUAUAUGUCAGUUAUAUUUUUGUGACAACAGUUAAAAAGGUAUCAUUUCAUUACUUACAUCAAGGACUUAUAGAGAGAGAUUGCCAACACAUAAGAGUAUAAGACAUAAAGCAGAUGUAUGUAAUGUUUCAAAUUGCAAAUAAAGUUAUUAUAAAGAAAA